AUGGCCACUGACGAGGUUAUGGAGGAUGUGCCGGGCACUAAGAGGCCAGCACUGGAUAUUGAGUCCUUGAAGCGCAAGAAAUUCAAGGCCGAUGAUCUGCCUCUGUCUGCCGCGCAACAUGCAGCUAUCGACAAACUUCUUCAUUCGUUCAGGAAGAAGGGCGGAUUCGACAACAUGAGAAAGCAGAUUUGGGCUGAAUUCAAUGAUGGCGAGUUCAAGACCAAUUUUACUGAUCAAUUAAUCGCCUUGGCCGAGUCCGAAAUUGAGCGCGAGCCAGCACAUCUGUCUCGUGAAAGGGGGAAAGCUGCGACGCUUAUUGAAGGAGCUGUUGACCGUGGCGACGUCUACAAGAACGUGGAGAAAUCCCUUGACCAACUAGCCUCGAAACAUCUCGAAUCGAUUCUAUGUGAUAUCCGCGCCAUCCGUCGCCAAGAAAUCGGUGAAGAAGCAGCCGCCAAGGAGGAAGAAGCCGGUAGUAAAACAGACGAGGCCUACGAGACAGAGGUGAACGCCAAACGGGAAGAGCGCGACAAGGUCUACCGCGAAGAAAUGCGCAAACAAAAAGAAAUCGAGGAGGAGCAAGAUCGCACCAGGGCGGAAGAGAAACGAAAGAAGCGAGAACUCGAGCGACAAAAAGAAGACGAAGACAGGGCUCGAAGAAAGGAGAUCGAUGACCAACGGCGCGCUGAACGGGAGCGCUUGCGCGAGGAGCAACGUGCACUCGAUGAUCAACGGGAGCGAGAGCGUCAGGAGAGAUAUGAGCGACGGCGGCGAGAGGAUCGUGACAGAUACCGAGAUUAUGAUCGCGAUCGCAGUCGAACCAGAGACAGAGAUCAUUAUCGUGAUCGCUCACCAGCAUAUCGCUCUGACCGUGGUCUUUCUCCUCGCAGCCGCGAUCCGAAACGCGAAAAAUUUUCUACAUCAAAGGAUCCGACUCCUGCACCACCAGUAGAUGAGAAAUCAUUAGAGGAGGCUGCCUUGCAAAUGCUUUUGAAAGAAGGUGAAGAACUCGCUGCAAAGGCUCGACAGAAGCGCGAGUUCGACUUCGAAGAGGCCGAGGCUAUUGAAAAUGGCCUGAAACCAGCAACCUCUACCCAGACUAGGAGUGCCAACGAUCCAAAGCUACCUAACAUUUCAAACAGAGGUGCCAGUCUCUCCCGAGAUUCCAGGAGGCGCGAUUCAAUUGCGGAUCGUGAUCGAACCCGCCAAACCAGAGAACGCAGUCGAAGCCGUAGCAGGUCUCGUCGUCGACAGGCGUCUCGAUAUGACCCGAACCGGCGCCGUGAUCGCUCUCGUGAUACUUCUAUGAAAGAAGUUACCGACCUGCACGUCGCAGCCGUAGCCGAUCUACUGGAAGAGGGGAUAGAGAGGGCGAUAGGAUCCGAGAUCGUCCACGCUCUCGGUCGCGAGACCGAGACUUCGACAGGCGCCGCCCUGAUCGCAGCCGCGACAGAAGUCGAGACCGCGGCGAUGCAUAUCGCCCUCGCCGCAUAUCUCUCUCUCGUCGUCGCUCGCGCUCGCAAUCCCGCUCCCGUCCGCGUGUUCGGGACCGCCCGCGCUCACGCUCAAAGUCAGCUGUUCCUAGACAACGCUCGCGUUCUCGAUCUACUGUACGGAGAAGAUCACGAUCUAGGCGGCGUUCCCGCGAGAGACGACCAUCGCGGGAAAGACGCCGGUCUCCUGGCGCUGGCACUGGCGACAUUGAUCGCUACAUUCCACCAAACAGCAACCGCAGCACUUCACCUCGACGCCGAAAGCGAUCUACAGAGCGUGAUGCUCGACCUGGCCGGGCUGUGGACGAUACCCCUAGUGAAAUCUACACAGAUCCAGAUCUCAAUCCCGAUCCGGCUUAACGUGAAGGUCCUUAUCGUUAUCGGAUCGGGCUCCACCCAAAAAGUUGAAAUCGCCAGCUCGCGACUCGACUUUUUUUCAUAA
Messenger RNA from Penicillium atrosanguineum, 1935 nucleotides. Its product is annotated as BOD1/SHG1 domain-containing protein. Bases 1 to 1935 code for a protein of 644 amino acids. The record is from RefSeq and is a predicted model, not a curated record. Lineage: Eukaryota; Fungi; Ascomycota; Eurotiomycetes; Eurotiales; Aspergillaceae. The transcript is spliced from 4 exons.